Centrocercus urophasianus (Greater sage-grouse) is the source of this 445-nucleotide messenger RNA. RefSeq names its product RNA polymerase III subunit K (gene POLR3K). Gene Ontology annotation, molecular function: DNA-directed RNA polymerase activity; nucleic acid binding; zinc ion binding. The record is from RefSeq and is a predicted model, not a curated record. Lineage: Eukaryota; Metazoa; Chordata; Aves; Galliformes; Phasianidae. Bases 57 to 383 code for a protein of 108 amino acids. Gene Ontology annotation, biological process: DNA-templated transcription; termination of RNA polymerase III transcription. Gene Ontology annotation, cellular component: RNA polymerase III complex. The transcript is spliced from 3 exons.
GUGCGCCAGCUCCUCCUCCGCCUCCGCCAUCGCCGCCGGAAGAGGCGGAUCCGACGAUGUUGCUUUUCUGCCCGGCGUGCGGCAACGUGCUGGUGGCCGAGGAGGGGCCGCGCUGCCACCGCUUCGCCUGCACCACCUGUCCGUACGUGCGGAACGUCACGAGGAAGGUGAGCAGCAGGAAAUACCCGCGGCUGAAGGAGGUGGACGAUGUGCUGGGCGGAGCGGCGGCGUGGGAGAACGUGGAUUCCACCGCAGAGCCGUGCCCCAAGUGCGAGCAUCCCCGCGCCUACUUCAUGCAGAUCCAGACGCGCUCGGCCGACGAACCCAUGACCACGUUCUAUAAGUGCUGCAACGCGCAGUGCGGGCACCGCUGGCGCGACUGACCGCCCCCUACCCCCCCCCCCGGCUAUCAAUAAACGCAGCGCUGGAGCUGCACUGUGAGGUG